Messenger RNA from Marchantia polymorpha subsp. ruderalis, 2189 nucleotides. The record is from the annotation of a GenBank genome assembly. Lineage: Eukaryota; Viridiplantae; Streptophyta; Marchantiopsida; Marchantiales; Marchantiaceae.
GGAUGUCCACGCUCCACCCGCGGGUAGGUUGAACCCUAGGACCGGACACCGUUCCAUCCGUAGAUAACCUCCAUCGAGGCCGUCCAUUCUAGUGAUAUUUGCGCUCCAGGGCGUAAGCUCUGCGAUUAGAAGCUUCUCCCGUCUUCGUCUGAAGACAAGAGCUCCUCCCUUCCCCGCUACGCUUUUGCUGCAUCGCUCUCUUCCUCUCUCCCUCCCUCCCUCCUUCCUCGCGUUCCUGUCCGCUCGCUGCUCGAUCGCUCGUUCGUCCAGGCCAGUUCGCAACCAUGAGAGAAAUUCUCCACAUCCAGGGUGGGCAAUGCGGGAACCAGAUCGGAGCUAAGUUUUGGGAAGUGAUCUGUGAUGAGCAUGGGAUCGACCCCACUGGAACUUACCGCGGAGACUCCGAUCUUCAGUUGGAGAGGAUUAAUGUUUACUACAACGAGGCAAGUGGUGGUAGGUACGUUCCACGUGCUGUGCUCAUGGAUCUCGAACCCGGAACGAUGGACAGUGUUCGAUCUGGUCCGUUUGGUCAGAUCUUCCGACCAGACAACUUUGUCUUUGGCCAAACUGGGGCCGGUAACAAUUGGGCCAAGGGGCACUACACGGAGGGAGCGGAAUUGAUUGACUCUGUUCUUGACGUCGUGCGAAAGGAGGCGGAGAGCUGUGAUUGCCUGCAGGGUUUCCAAGUCUGCCACUCGCUGGGAGGAGGUACCGGUUCAGGUAUGGGAACCCUGCUGAUAUCCAAGAUCCGUGAAGAAUACCCGGACAGGAUGAUGCUCACUUUCUCUGUCUUCCCAUCGCCGAAGGUGUCCGAUACAGUCGUGGAGCCCUACAACGCUACUCUUUCUGUCCACCAGCUUGUAGAAAACGCGGACGAGUGUAUGGUUCUGGAUAAUGAGGCAUUGUACGACAUUUGCUUCCGUACUCUGAAGCUGACCACCCCUACAUUUGGAGAUCUCAAUCAUCUGAUAUCAGCCACAAUGAGUGGUGUUACUUGCUGCCUGAGGUUUCCCGGUCAAUUGAACUCUGACCUCCGAAAGCUUGCCGUAAACCUGAUCCCAUUCCCUCGACUUCACUUCUUCAUGGUGGGAUUCGCACCCCUCACGUCUCGAGGUUCCCAACAAUAUCGUGCUCUGACAGUGCCUGAACUCACUCAGCAAAUGUGGGAUGCGAAGAACAUGAUGUGCGCCGCCGAUCCUCGUCAUGGACGUUACCUUACAGCCUCAGCCAUGUUCCGCGGGCGCAUGAGCACCAAGGAAGUCGACGAACAGAUGAUCAAUGUCCAGAAUAAGAACUCGUCGUACUUCGUCGAAUGGAUCCCCAACAACGUGAAAUCCAGUGUUUGCGACAUUCCUCCCAAUGGGCUUAAAAUGGCAUCCACUUUCAUCGGAAACUCUACUUCUAUCCAGGAAAUGUUUAGACGAGUGAGCGAGCAGUUUACUGCCAUGUUCAGAAGGAAAGCUUUCUUGCAUUGGUACACAGGUGAAGGAAUGGACGAGAUGGAGUUCACUGAGGCAGAGAGCAAUAUGAAUGAUCUGGUAUCUGAAUACCAGCAGUAUCAGGAUGCAAGCGCCGAAGAUGAAGGAGAAUAUGACGACGGUGAAGAGCUUGAAGCCAACUAAUGAUUGCCACAGCUGGCAGAGUCAUUGUGGAGUACAUGCGUCAAAUUAUUGUCAACUGGUAUAAAACUCUUCAGCUAGGCCACGAUAACAUUUCCCUUUAUCAAUCCAGUUUCCUCUGUUUUGCCUAGGGUAUACUGCACCACCUGCUCGUCGGUGCACCAUCAUGCCGGAGAACUCAAGGAGAUCUCACGGUUUCAGUGAUGACAGAUUGUAUAGUAGUUUAUGUCAGUAGAAUCUAUAUCAACAGAGGUCCACCUGCUGCUUCAGAUGUCUCGGACGCUCGGCGUUAGUAGCCGUGUCACGGGAGCACUCAUUAUUCACAGAGCGUGUCUCUGGACAGUCACCGACGUAAGUGAUUAGAAAGAUAGUGGUAUGAAUGCAGACUUUUUUGUAACGUUUUCCCACGGUUGGAAGUGCGUGAUUGAUUACCCUCGUCUAGACAUUUAGACUAGCUUGGCUAUCGACAUCACUGCGUAGACAAUUUUCUCCUCGGAAAGGAGGAAAUCACCCUCCAUCGGAAUGUCUCCAGGCCACUGGUUCUCGAUCUAAUGAAAGUUUCUUUUAAGU